UUCUUUGACCAAAAACAAGAUGGAGGAUUUCGUACCGGCUCGCAAAAAGAAGCAAAGAAAAACGAAAAUAUCUCUUGAUUCGAGUGGCAAUCAGUUAAAAAGAAUAAAAGAUAUUAAAUUUGAUGUUUGUUCUACCCAGUUCUUCACUGAUACUGUAGAUAAAAUCAAAACUAUUCUUCAAGAAAAAUGUGAAAGUGGAAAUAAACCAUCCCCUGAAUUAGUUUGUUAUGGACUGGGCAAUUUUGCUGAAUCUUACAUUGCUAGAUACCAGCUAGCCCUUCUACUGGCUCUGAGGGAGGAGUUACAAAUUGGUGGAGGAGACUGUGAGAUAUAUGACCCACAAUUCACACCAGAGGAAUCAUCAUUGCUAUUGGAAUUGAACUUUCAGGUGCUACAGAAUAAUCAGGAGGGUAAAAGAGAGUGUAGUCCAGAUACAGUCACCAUAUUCUAUAUGCCACAUUGUGGUAAAGCUUUAUAUAACAACUUGUUGUGGAGAAACUGGGGUUGUCAGUUAGAGAAUGUUGUCAUAAUUGGCAAUAGUUUUACACACAUGAUUGACAGUACACCUACAAGAAUUCUAGAAAGAACAGCAAAUUAUGUUAUAAAGAUUCAGCCAUUUACACAGGAAACUCCAUUACAGGUUCCAGCACAAUAUGAGGAUGUUUUCAACAACACAAGCAUACAUACAUUCAGUUGUCGUGACCUGGAAAAUAUACCGCAUGACCUCUGGCAAAACAAUAUUGAACCAGUUUAUGACCUCACUGAUGCAGAAAUAAUUUUCCGAUGACACUUUGAUUUUAUUUAUUUAGCUUGUUUAAUAAUAUUUAAUAGGAUAAAACAAUGUUCUUUCAGUUGUAUUUAAAUUAUACAACAUUGUUAGUUCAAAGCAAACUGGUAAUAAAGUUGUGUUUUUGUUUUAUCAUAA
Molecule: messenger RNA, 925 nt
Organism: Mercenaria mercenaria
Lineage: Eukaryota; Metazoa; Mollusca; Bivalvia; Venerida; Veneridae
Product: SRR1-like protein
Exons: 8
Coding region: 20-787 (255 amino acids)
Biological process (GO): microtubule-based process
Cellular component (GO): cytoplasm; nucleus
Source: RefSeq, a predicted model, not a curated record